AAAUCCAGAGAAGUGACCUGCUUUGCAAAGCCACAGAGAUGGCCUGUCCCUGGAAGUUUCUGUUCAAGGCCAGAUCCAACCAGUAUGACUUGACUGAGGAAACAGACCUCAACAACAAUGUGUGGAAAACCAUCCAGGCUCCCUCCAGUACAGUGACACAGGAUGAUCCCAAGGGUCACAGUCUCGGCAGGCACCGGAACGAGUCCCCCCAGCCCCUCACCGGAACGGUAAAGAAGUCUCCAGAAUCCCUAGUCAACCUGGAUGUGCCCCCAUCAGCCUGCCCACGGCAUGUGAGGAUCAAAAACUGGGGCAACGGGAUGACUUUCCAAGACACACUUCACCGCGAGGCCAAAGGGGAUGUCGCUUGCAAGUCCAAGUCUUGCCUGGGAGCCAUCAUGAACCCCAAAAGCAUGACAAGAGGACCCAGGGACAAGCCUACGCCCCCAGAUGAGCUUCUACCUCACGCUAUCGAAUUUGUCAACCAGUAUUACGGCUCCUUCAAAGAAGCAAAAAUAGAGGAACAUCUGGCCAGGCUGGAAGCCGUAACAAAGGAGAUAGAAACAACAGGAACCUACCAGCUGACGAGAGAUGAGCUCAUCUUUGCCACCAAGCAGGCCUGGCGCAAUGCCCCCCGCUGCAUCGGGAGGAUCCAGUGGUCCAACCUGCAGGUCUUUGACGCCCGGAGCUGUUCCACUGCCCAGGAAAUGUUUGAACACAUCUGCAGACACCUGCGUUACUCCACCAACAACGGCAACAUCAGGUCGGCCAUCACUGUGUUCCCCCAGCGGAGCGAUGGAAAGCAUGAUUUCCGGGUCUGGAACGCGCAGCUCAUCCGGUAUGCCGGGUACCAGAUGCCUGAUGGCACCAUCAGAGGGGACCCUGCCUCCGUGGAGUUCACCCAGCUGUGCAUCGACCUGGGCUGGAAGCCCAAGUACGGCCGCUUCGAUGUGAUGCCUCUGGUCCUGCAGGCUGAUGGCCGCGACCCUGAGCUCUUCGAAAUCCCACCUGACCUUGUGCUUGAGGUGCCCAUGGAGCAUCCCAAGUACGAGUGGUUCCGGGAGCUGGAGCUGAAGUGGUACGCCCUGCCAGCCGUGGCCAACAUGCUGCUCGAGGUGGGCGGCCUCGAGUUCCCGGGGUGCCCCUUCAACGGCUGGUACAUGGGCACGGAGAUCGGGGUCCGGGACUACUGCGACGUGCAGCGCUAUGACAUCCUGGAGGAAGUGGGCAGAAGGAUGGGCCUGGAAACGCACAAGCUGGCCUCCCUCUGGAAGGACCGGGCUGUCAUCGAGAUCAACGUGGCUGUGCUCCACAGUUUCCAGAAGCAAAAUGUGACCAUCAUGGACCACCACUCAGCUGCAGAGUCCUUCAUGAAGCACAUGCAGAAUGAGUACCGGUCCCGUGGGGGCUGCCCAGCUGACUGGGUUUGGCUGGUCCCCCCGAUUUCUGGGAGCAUCACCCCCGUGUUCCACCAGGAGAUGUUAAACUAUGUCCUGUCCCCUUUCUACUACUACCAGGUGGAGGCCUGGAAAACCCACGUCUGGCAGGAUGAGAAGCAGAGACCCCGGAGAAGAGAGAUUCGAUUCAAGGUCUUGGUUAAGGCCGUGCUCUUCGCCUCUAUGCUGAUGCGCAAGACCAUGGCAUCCCGCGUCAGAGCCACAAUCCUCUUUGCCACGGAGACGGGAAAAUCAGAAACACUGGCCAGGGACCUGGAGGCCUUAUUCAGUUGUGCCUUCAACCCCAAGGUUCUCUGCAUGGACGAGUACCGGCUGAGCAACCUGGAGGAGGAGCAGCUGCUGCUGGUGGUGACCAGCACGUUUGGGAACGGAGACUCCCCCGGCAAUGGAGAGAAACUGAAGAAAUCCCUCUUCAUACUGAAAAAGCUCACCAACAAGUUCAGGUACGCCGUGUUUGGCCUCGGCUCCAGCAUGUAUCCCCAGUUCUGCGCCUUCGCUCAUGACAUCGACCAGAAGUUGUCCCACCUGGGGGCCUCUCAGCUCGCCCCUACUGGGGAAGGGGACGAGCUCGGGGGGCAGGAGGAGGCCUUCCGCACCUGGGCCGUGCAAACCUUCAAGGCAGCCUGUGAGACGUUUGAUGUCCGAGGCAAGCAGCACAUUCAGAUCCCCAAGCUCUACACCUCCAAUGUGACGUGGGACCCGCACCACUACAGGCUCAUGCAGGACUUGCAGCCUUUGGACCUCAGCAAAGCCCUCAGCAGUAUGCACGCCAAGAAUGUGUUCACCAUGAGGCUCAAAUCGCGGCAGAAUCUACAGAGUCCAAAAUCCAGCCGCACCACCCUCCUGGUGGAACUCUCCAUUGAGGCCAGCCGAGGGCUGAGCUACCUGCCAGGGGAGCACCUUGGGGUUUUCCCAGGCAACCAGCCAGCUCUGGUCCAAGGCAUCUUAGAGCGAGUGGUGGAUGGCCCCGCACCCCACGAACCCGUGCGCCUGGAGACCCUCGACGAGAGCGGCAGCUACUGGGUCAAGGACAAGCGGCUGCCCCCCUGCUCACUCCGCCAGGCCCUCACCUACUUCCUGGACAUCACCACCCCCCCAACCCAGAUGCUGCUCCGAAAGCUGGCCCAGCUGGCCACAGAAGAGGCCGAGAGGCAGAGGCUGGAGACCCUGUGUCAGCCCUCGGAGUACAGCAAGUGGAAGUUCACCAACAGCCCCACCUUCCUGGAGGUGCUGGAGGAGUUCCCGUCCCUGCGGGUGUCUGCUGGCUUCCUGCUCUCCCAGCUCCCUAUUCUGAAACCCCGGUACUACUCCAUCAGCUCCUCCCGGGACCGCACACCCACGGAGGUCCACCUCACUGUGGCCGUGCUCACGUACCGCACCCGAGAUGGCCAGGGUCCCCUGCACCACGGCGUCUGCAGCACAUGGCUCAGCAGCCUGAAGCCCCAAGACCCGGUGCCCUGCUUUGUGCGAAGUGCCAGCGGCUUUCAGCUCCCCGAGGACCCCUCCCAUCCUUGCAUCCUCAUCGGGCCUGGCACGGGCAUCGCCCCCUUCCGCAGUUUCUGGCAGCAGCGGCUCCAUGACACCAAGCACAAAGGGCUCCAAGGUGGCCGCAUGACCCUGGUGUUCGGGUGCCGCCACCCAGAUGAGGACCACCUCUAUCGGGAAGAGAUGCUGGAGAUGGCCCAGAAGGGGGUGCUGCAUCAAGUGCACACGGCCUAUUCUCGCCUGCCUGGGCAGCCCAAGGUCUACGUUCAAGACAUCCUGCGACAGCAGCUGGCUGGUGAGGUGCUCCGCGUGCUCCAUGAGGAGCAUGGCCACCUCUAUGUCUGCGGGGACGUGCGCAUGGCCCGGGACGUGGCCCACACCCUGAAGCAGCUGGUGGCUGCCAAGCUGAGCCUGAGUGAGGAGCAGGUCGAGGACUAUUUCUUCCAGCUUAAGAGCCAGAAGCGCUACCACGAAGACAUCUUUGGUGCUGUGGUUCCCUACAGGCUGAAAAAGGAUGGGGCCGCAGGGCAUCCUAGCGAUCCCAGAGCGCCAUCAGCCCACAGGAACAGUUAAAGCUGCCGCCACAGGAUUUAAUGACAGAGCCAACUCUGGAUUACGGCCUCAAGAAAUGGAGGGAAAUUAUAUCCCCAAGCCUCACAUCUUAUUUCCCCAUCUCCUUCCCCUCAACUCUUUACAUAACCUGCUGCCAAGUAGCAGCCUGGACGGAGUGGAAGCUUUUGUCUCCCUUGAUUCCACCAUUCCCCAGACAAUGGAGAGUUGGGGCCUCCCUGGUCCCUUGGACACAAAACCUGCA
Molecule: messenger RNA, 3753 nt
Organism: Ceratotherium simum simum (southern white rhinoceros)
Lineage: Eukaryota; Metazoa; Chordata; Mammalia; Perissodactyla; Rhinocerotidae
Gene: NOS2
Product: nitric oxide synthase 2
Biological process (GO): nitric oxide biosynthetic process
Molecular function (GO): NADP binding; flavin adenine dinucleotide binding; FMN binding
Source: RefSeq, a predicted model, not a curated record